AAUGGAUAGCUGUGUGUGUUGGUGGAUGUUCCUUUUUUUCCACGAAGUGUGGAUUUUUUAGUAAGAGAUUAGACACAGUUUCUCGUGUAUCUUGAUUCGCUUAAAUGUAAUCGCAACGGAGAGAGUUACGUCGUCUUCUCUGUACUCGGACACGAGCACAAAGUUGCUUGACAUGGUGAGUGAGAUAUGGAGUAACACUGACACUUGCUUCGAAAUAAUUUCCUUAGGACAUGUCAGACAGAAUAGAAAAAUCAUGGGAUCACCCGUGGACCACAGAAGAAAUGAGGAAGAAAAGAAGGGAAUGGAGUCUAGCGGGUGAUGUUGGACUUCUUAAACAUCUGCAACAAUUUUCUGAGAACUUGGUAUCCAAAGCCAAUAAAACCCAAGCAGCUUUAGAUACGUUAACAACACAGUUGAAAGAGACAGGAAUAUUAGUGGACAAUGUCACCAAUACAUCUUUAGCACUAGCCAAUACUCAAUUCAUUGAAAGUCGUGUACAGGAAGAUGACAUAGAGAUGAAGGAAAAUCCUGAGGAGAAGCAAGAAAAUGUAAAGACUCAAGAGUCAGCGCCAGAAAAUCUGCUGGCCAGCAUAAGCCAGAGUGUCAAGCAAGGUUUGAACAUAAUGGAUGAGAAGUACAAAAUGAUGGAUGUGGCUUGCAGUGACAGUGAAGAAGACGACGAUGGUGAAGUAGUAGUCAGUGUCAUGGUGGGUCCCAACGAUCCAUAUCAGGAUCGGCCUUUGCCGUACGUUAUCGGUUCCGACAAGUGGACGACAUCGAGUAAGAUUGGCUUAGAGAGCAGCAGCAGCGAAUCCGAGCAGCCAGACGAAGAAAGAGAAGAAUCAGAGAGUGAUAAGGAAGAGGACAUGAGCGCGCAAAAAGUCUUCAACAGCCGGCACAAUCCGGAAAUCAAUAUUGCGAGGUUGUCGUCGUCAUCCUCCAGCGAUUCGGACAAUUACAAUAACCCGAGCAGCAAUAUGUCAUAUAUGAAUAACAGCAAGGUGGAUACACUGUCUCAGAAUAACAUUAAUUCCGCCUCCGAGUCCAUCACACCUAACACCGUAUCGAAGACCUCGAAUGAAACGACGCCAAACUUCGCGGAGGAGUUGGCCAAACGACUAGGCACCGUUCGCCAAGCGCAAAAGCCUGUCACUGUGGGCGAAGCUAAUGAGUCAUCGAUUAAUAGAUUCAAAGAUGAUCUGUUCGCGUCAGAGAGGGAUGAUGACGUGUUCAACGACGCUUCCGACAAUCUGUUCAGCGACAAGAAGGAUCUUUUCGACGAGAAAGUGUCUACGAAUCUGUGGAAGGACAGACCGAUCAAAUCUUACAAGAGCAAUAUCAUACCUGCCAGUAUAGAUGUACCGCCGCCGAUCAGUAUAAUUUCAACGAAACCAAAAUCAGCGAUUGACGAUUUAUUCGCCGACGCCGACUCGGAAGAGGACUCUGACGAUAUUUUCUCUUCGAAAAAUAUUGUUAAGAAACGCGCAAUGCAUUCCCCGGCUAGCGGAAAUGCUCAGGCGAAGAAUGCGGAGGAUAUGCCGAAGAAAUUCUUAGACGUUAUAGCACCCGGGUCUGCUGGCGGUAACAUUGCCACGAGUACGCCAGAGACUAACAUCAAAGUUGCAAACCUGUUUAGCGACGAAGAGAACGACGAUGGCGAUCUAUUCGGUGCUCCCAAAAAGCAACCGCAAAAAUCCGCCAUGAACACGUCUGUGGAUACAACACAAGAUUCAAAUAAGAAGAAACCAGUCGGAGGAGUGUCGAUACUCAGACACGUCGUGGCGUCCGACAUCGAGAGCAAACUGUCAAGCCGGAUGAUGAGGCGACAGUCGUCUGACUCGUCCGAUAGUGACGCGCCAGGAAAUUACGAUAGCGCGAGGAGCACCGAGCCGGUGUCUGCGGAGAGAGCUAUGCUAAACGAUAAUAUCGCGGCCGAGAAUCCCACGGAGAGCAUAUCCGCGAUUAUCGAGAACAGCAACAGCAGCGGGGUGUCGAUGCAACCGCCCAGCAUCGAUAACACAGCGGGAUCCGGUUUGUGGGUGAAUUUCCACCCGGAGAUGUGCUCGACGAGGCUCAAGUCCGAGGAGAUCUACCGUGAACGCGUCACCAGCGACAGCCUGUUUACGGCUCGAACGUGCAAUCCCUCCAACUCCAACUUGGCGAACGGUAGCAGUAAUCAACAGCAACCCUCCCGGCAAUCGGAGCAACAAAACAUUUCGUCGGCGCUGCAGGACGACGUGUUCGAGAACGACGAUCUGUUCGGCCCACCGCCGUUGCCUUCCAAGUCGGACUCGAAGCGUGUCAAGUCGAAGGUCUCGUCGCUCUUCGACGACUCCGACUCCGGCGACGAACUCUUCUCCGCCGCGAGUUCCGGCUCCAGGUCGCAGAAGAGUACGGAUUUCCUCGCCACAGUCGCGUCGACCGACAGGACGAAGCCGACGCCACGAGGAGCCGGCCUGUUCGACGACGACGUGGACAUAUUCGGCGGCAAGGACGUUCCAGACGUCGAUUUAUUUGGUGCGACUUCGAAGUCGAUGUCGAAGGACGCCGUCUCGGACAGUCUGUUUAACAAUCGUAGUCGGGAGCCGGUGACGUCGAAGAGCAGUAACGUCGACAAGUUACCGAGUACAAAAAUGGAGCCAAAGAGGAUCAGCUUGUUUGACGAUGACGACGGCGACAACGAUGGCGAUCUGUUUGGCGCGAAGCCAAAGCCGAAGCCGAAACCGAAAAUCGAGCGAAAAACUGACCUCUUCGGAGACGAGGACGAUUUGUUCCUAUCGGUCAAGACGAGUAAAGAACACUCUUCGGUGGGGAAAGACUCAUCGAUCGAACCAAAGAGCAAUGUCUCCAAGGAUGUUUCUAUCCUUAACGUUGAGAAGAAGAGCAAAGACGCUCUUCCGGGAACCAAAUUGUUUUCAAGCGCCGCAAAGACUCACAACCUUCUGUUUGAAGACGACGACUACGAUGAUCUGUUUGGCAAAAAGGAGACGAUAGUGUGUAAGAAUGACGCAACAAAGCCUGAAUCGAAAGGUAAGGUAAAACAAGACCUUGUCGAAGAGGUAAAGAAACUUCCCGAAGAGGACAAGAACUCCUCGAAUGUAGAUUGCGACGUGAAGACGUCUGUUGACUUGAAUAUUGUCGCGGAUCAGCCGGAGAACUAUGUAAACAUCGAAGGAAAUAAAACAGACGUCGAAGAGACGUUCAACGUCGAGGAGGAUAUCGAUGGUAUGACAAAGAAGAGCCCGCCGAAGACGCUGAGCAUUCGAACCUCAUCACCACCCGAGGACAACAGUCAGACGUCACGAAGACCGGUAUCUGGUAAGAUAAAGAACCUGAUGGGGAAAAUGGGCGAUUUGAAGAUACUUUCACCGAUGGACGCGCCGCCGAUGUGGAGAAAGAGCGAGGACCGGACGGAUGAGGACGAAGACAUCGUGGACAAGGACAGCGACAGCGGAGGUCUAACCACUGCUGGGCGUAUCUCACCUCCAAGCGUGUCAGAGGGCAGUACACAGAAAGAGUCCUCGUACUCGACGAUUUCCACUACCAGCAACGUGGAGGUAGCCAUCAACUUCGACGACCUGGCACAGGUGGAAACGUUGUCCACCACUGCGUCCAAGAGUCGCGUGAGGAUCCAGGCGAAACGUCGUCCUCAAAGCCGACAUGCCCGUAAGUCCGCGUUGCGGCACAGCGGUAUCGACUUCGACACGGUCGACAACGCGGAUGACUCGCAAGAGGAGAGCCACGCUAGCACCUUCUCGCACACGUCCAGCAAAGAAUCUACCAUCCCGAUUGCGAGUGCCGAUCGUUUGAACGUCAGUGACAAUGCUCAACGUAAUACGCUUGAUCCUAAUACAGACGACAAGUCCGAGCUGGGUAGCGUCAGCAAAGAGAGCUCGAUGAGCGUUAAUAAGAACACCUUGUUGUCACCGUCCACCGAUGAGGAGGAUUUGUUCGACGUGCCGCCAGACUUACCGGAGGACCCGCAGAAAGAGGACACGUUGUUCGGCAGAGCGCCGAUACUUUCGCCGGUCGGCAGUGAACAGUCCGACAAGACACCCGUUGUUGUCAAACCUCUGAUAGACACCGUGAUCAGAAACGUCGAGGCAGAUAUGAUCAGCACGAUGAGCGACAACAGUAACAAAGCACAAGAUUCCGACGAAAUGAUGCGAUCAGACCAAGUCGAUAGCAAGUUCGAUACGUCGAAGAGUCGUGAAAAGAAAGACGAGAAGCGUAGGAAGAACGACGAGCUGGACGAUGAAGCCAAGAGAGAGUCCGGCGAGGAGCCAAGUGAUCCUCUGCGAGACAGCAGCCACGACCCGCUGAAGAAUCCUAGUCAGUUGUUCGCAUUUGUCACGAAGACGCCGUCGCCGGAUAAGGGUAAGGGUCUGCUGUUCUCUGAGGACGAUAGCCUGUUCUCCAGCGGCGCGAGGAAGCCGAACGACGAGCGGCCGCAAAAGAAAGAAAUCUUGGAUUUGUUCGCAGACGACGCGGGCGGCGAUCUUUUCUCCGCGCCGUUGAAGAGGACGGUGAAGAAACCGCUGCGCGACACGAAGAUCAGUCUUUUCGAUGACGACGACGGGCGGAACGAUGAGGACGACAGUCUGUUUGGCAACGCGAGCGUGAAAACGCGUCUCGACGCUCAGAAGUCUACUUCCGCUCAAGCAGGCCGUAAAAAGAACAAUAUCUUCGACGACGACGACGAUGACGACUCCAGCUUAUUCGUCGAAUCGUCCGGCCACUCGCAAAAGUCGGACAGCGCGUCGAUCUCUGUCAGUGAAUCGAGGCAGGACUUCACCGACACUACCAAGACUUCCAACUUGAAGAACAUAUUCGGCAACGACGCGCCGUGCGACGACGACGACGACGACGUUGAUAUUUUCGCCACCAAGCGAAUUGUUCCUAAGAAAGUCGCGCCGUCCAAGUCUCUGUUCGCGUCGGACGACGACGAAGACGACGACGACGGCCAUAUCUUCGGUAAGCCGUCCGCCGCUUCGGCGGACCCCAAGCCGAGAACGGUGAUCGCGAGCUCGCGACCGGCUGUGAAGAAACCCAUCACCAGGGACCUGAAGAAGACGGCCGAAAAGAUCGUCGAGGAUCCUCUGAGUCUUCUUCAAGACGAUUAACUCCGUGAUAAACGCCCAUGAGAUUUCGCAUAUAUAUAUAUAUAUAUAUAUAUAUAUAUAUAUAUAUAUAUAUAUAUAUAUAUAUAUAUAUAUAUAUAUAUAUAUAUAUAUAUAUAUAUAUAUAUAUAUAUAUAUAUAUAUAUAUAUAUACAGGUAUAUGUAUGUUUAUUUAUAUAUAUUUCGUUACGUUAAAUGUCAUGAUAUCAUCCGAUCAAUAAAUGAUGUGGAGAAUCCUCUGUGCGUCGUGAGACCUGAGGCUGGAUAAAGUGCAAUUUUCUUUAAGCAAUAGAGAAUUUUCCUCUUCGCUCUCUUGCCUGUAAUAUUUAUUAUUAUUUCACCAGUCGGAUCUGGAUUACUUUCUCUUUUAACAACACACGUGUGCCACAUUAGAUCGUCUUAAUCUGCUCGCUCGUCGACUGAUUUUCACGGUAAAUCAGGGAAAGCACUGUCCUCAUUUGUUCGAAACACAACGAAUGUAAUUUAAGUUGAUAUUUAUAUCGAUGUCAUCGAGAUGAGCGCAUGAAAAGGCGCGCCUUAUCCGCGCGGUAGAUGUAUAUUUUCUGUACCGUCGCCUCUCCCUCAUAUCUCGCGUGUAAAUUCGCCUCACGCUGGCGAUUGCAUGUUAUGUAUAUAUUACCCUGAUGAGUCACAUACACACACACACACACGCACACACACACGUUAGUACAAUAAAAUUUAUUCAACGAA
Molecule: messenger RNA, 5831 nt
Organism: Odontomachus brunneus
Lineage: Eukaryota; Metazoa; Arthropoda; Insecta; Hymenoptera; Formicidae
Gene: FAM21
Product: WASH complex subunit 2
Exons: 13
Coding region: 231-5123 (1630 amino acids)
Source: RefSeq, a predicted model, not a curated record